Molecule: messenger RNA, 4461 nt
Organism: Myotis brandtii (Brandt's bat)
Lineage: Eukaryota; Metazoa; Chordata; Mammalia; Chiroptera; Vespertilionidae
Gene: BRPF1
Product: bromodomain and PHD finger containing, 1
Exons: 12
Coding region: 38-3802 (1254 amino acids)
Biological process (GO): regulation of transcription by RNA polymerase II
Cellular component (GO): MOZ/MORF histone acetyltransferase complex
Molecular function (GO): protein binding
Source: RefSeq, a predicted model, not a curated record
CUAUGCUAACUUAUCUGUAAAUUCUAGAUGUGACAGCAUGGGGGUGGACUUUGACGUGAAGACUUUCUGCCACAACUUGCGGGCAACUAAGCCACCAUAUGAGUGCCCCGUGGAGACUUGCCGCAAGGUCUACAAGAGUUACAGUGGUAUUGAGUACCACUUGUAUCAUUAUGACCACGACAACCCACCACCCCCGCAGCAGACUCCUCUCCGUAAGCACAAGAAGAAGGGGCGCCAGUCACGCCCAGCCAACAAGCAGUCACCCAGCCCCUCAGAGGUAUCACAGUCACCCAGCCGUGAGGUGAUGAGCUAUGCACAGGCCCAGCGCAUGGUGGAGGUAGACCUGCACGGCCGCGUCCAUCGCAUCAGCAUCUUUGACAACCUAGAUGUGGUGUCAGAGGAUGAUGAGGCCCCCGAGGAGGCCCCUGAGAAUGGCAGCAACAAAGAGAACACUGAGACGCCGGCUGUGACUCCCAAGUCAGGCAAGCAUAAGAACAAGGAGAAGCGCAAGGAUUCCAACCAUCACCACCACCAUAAUGCUUCUGCCAGCACCACUCCCAAGUUGCCAGAGGUUGUAUACCGGGAGCUGGAGCAGGACACCCCUGAUGCCCCACCCCGGCCAACUUCCUAUUACCGGUACAUUGAGAAGUCAGCAGAGGAGCUGGAUGAGGAGGUAGAGUAUGACAUGGAUGAAGAGGACUACAUCUGGCUGGAUAUCAUGAACGAACGACGGAAGACGGAGGGUGUGAGUCCCAUCCCGCAGGAGAUCUUUGAGUACUUAAUGGACCGGCUGGAGAAGGAGUCCUACUUUGAGAGCCACAAUAAAGGCGACCCCAAUGCACUAGUGGAUGAGGAUGCUGUGUGCUGUAUCUGCAAUGAUGGUGAAUGCCAGAACAGCAAUGUCAUUCUCUUUUGUGACAUGUGCAACCUGGCUGUGCACCAGGAGUGCUAUGGCGUCCCCUAUAUCCCUGAGGGCCAGUGGCUGUGCCGCCGCUGUCUACAAUCACCCUCACGUGCUGUGGACUGUGCCCUGUGCCCCAAUAAGGGUGGUGCCUUUAAGCAGACAGAUGAUGGGCGCUGGGCCCAUGUGGUGUGUGCCCUGUGGAUCCCUGAGGUCUGCUUUGCCAACACAGUCUUCCUGGAGCCAAUCGACAGCAUCGAGCACAUCCCGCCAGCUCGCUGGAAGCUCACCUGCUACAUUUGCAAACAGCGGGGCUCAGGGGCCUGCAUUCAGUGCCACAAAGCCAACUGCUACACAGCCUUCCACGUGACAUGUGCCCAGCAGGCCGGCCUUUACAUGAAGAUGGAGCCUGUGCGGGAGACAGGUGCCAACGGCACCUCCUUCAGCGUCCGCAAAACAGCCUACUGUGACAUCCAUACACCCCCAGGUUCGGCUCGCCGGCUGCCUGCCCUGUCCCACAGUGAGGGUGAGGAGGAGGAGGAUGAGGAGGAGGAUGAGGGUAAGAGUUGGAGUUCAGAGAAGGUCAAGAAGGCCAAGGCCAAGUCCCGGAUCAAGAUGAAAAAGGCACGAAAGAUCCUGGCAGAGAAGAGGGCAGCAGCACCUGUGGUUUCAGUGCCCUGCAUUCCACCACACAGGCUCAGUAAAAUUACCAACCGCCUAACAAUCCAGAGGAAGAGCCAGUUCAUGCAGAGGCUGCACAGCUACUGGACACUGAAGCGGCAGUCACGGAACGGGGUCCCGCUGUUACGCCGCCUGCAGACACAUUUGCAGUCUCAGAGGAACUGUGACCAAGUUGGGAGAGAUUCUGAGGAUAAGAACUGGGCCCUCAAAGAACAGCUCAAGUCCUGGCAGCGGCUCCGGCAUGACCUAGAGAGAGCUCGGCUGCUGGUAGAGCUGAUUCGCAAGCGGGAGAAACUCAAAAGGGAGACGAUCAAGGUCCAGCAGAUUGCCAUGGAGAUGCAGCUGACCCCUUUUCUCAUCCUCCUUCGCAAAACCUUGGAGCAGCUCCAAGAGAAGGACACAGGCAACAUCUUCAGCGAGCCGGUCCCUCUGUCUGAGGUAACCGAAUUGGACGAAGUACCUGACUACCUAGACCACAUCAAAAAGCCCAUGGAUUUUUUCACCAUGAAGCAGAACUUGGAGGCUUAUCGCUACCUGAACUUUGAUGAUUUUGAGGAGGACUUCAACCUCAUCGUCAGCAACUGCCUCAAGUAUAACGCCAAGGACACCAUCUUCUACCGGGCAGCGGUGCGGCUCCGUGAGCAGGGUGGUGCUGUGCUCCGCCAGGCCCGGCGCCAGGCAGAAAAAAUGGGCAUUGACUUUGAGACGGGCAUGCAUAUCCCCCACAACCUGGCUGGAGACGAGGCCCCACACCACACUGAAGAUGCAGCAGAGGAGGAGCGGCUGGUCCUGUUGGAGAACCAGAAGCAUCUGCCAGUGGAAGAGCAGCUGAAGUUGUUGCUGGAACGGUUGGAUGAAGUGAAUUCCAGCAAGCAGAGUGUGGGCCGCUCACGGCGCGCAAAGAUGAUCAAGAAAGAGAUGACAGCGCUUCGGCGGAAGCUUGCCCACCAGCGGGAAACUGGAAGGGAUGGGCCUGAGCGCCAUGGCCCUUCCAGCCGGGGCAGCCUGACACCUCACCCAGCAGCCUGUGACAAGGAUGGGCAGACAGACAGUGCCGCUGAGGAGAGCAGCAGCCAGGAGACAAGCAAAGGCCUGGGUCCCAACAUGUCCUCAACCCCCGCACAUGAGGUGGGCAGGAGAACCUCAGUUCUGUUCUCCAAAAAGAACCCGAAGACAGCUGGACCGCCCAAGAGGCCGGGCCGGCCCCCCAAAAACCGGGAGAGCCAGAUGACCCCCAGCCACGGAGGCAGUCCUGUGGGGCCCCCUCAGCUUCCCAUCAUGGGCUCCCUGCGUCAGCGCAAGCGGGGUAGGAGCCCCCGGCCCAGUUCGAGUUCAGACAGCGACAGUGAUAAAUCCACAGAAGACCCCCCAAUGGACUUACCAGCCAAUGGCUUCAGCAGUGGAAACCAGCCAGUCAAGAAGAGUUUCUUGGUAUAUCGUAAUGACUGCAGCCUUCCCCGGAGCAGCUCAGACUCUGAGUCCAGCAGCAGUAGCAGCAGCAGUGCUGCCUCAGACCGGACCAGCACAACACCCUCAAAACAAGGCAGGGGCAAGCCCUCCUUCUCUCGGGGCACAUUCCCAGAGGACAGCAGUGAAGAUACCUCAGGCACUGAGAAUGAGGCCUACUCCGUGGGUACUGGCCGCGGCGUGGGCCACAGCAGUAAGUACCCUCGCCCAAGGCCAGGGAUGCUGGGGCCCCAGUGUCCGGGCCUUACCAGCCCCCUGUCUGCUGAUCUGCCCCCUCUCUCCCAUUCCUGUGAAGUGGUAAGGAAGAGCCUGGGCCGGGGAGCUGGCUGGCUGUCAGAGGAUGAGGACUCCCCGCUGGAUGCUCUGGACCUUGUGUGGGCCAAAUGCCGAGUUUAUCCAUCGUACCCAGCUCUGAUCAUUGAUCCAAAGAUGCCCCGGGAAGGUAUGUUCCACCAUGGGGUUCCCAUUCCUGUGCCCCCACUAGAGGUGCUGAAACUUGGGGAGCAGAUGACCCAGGAAGCCCGAGAGCAUCUCUACCUCGUCCUCUUCUUUGACAACAAGCGAACCUGGCAAUGGCUGCCUAGGACUAAGCUGGUUCCUCUGGGUGUGAACCAGGACCUCGACAAGGAGAAGAUGCUAGAGGGCCGCAAGUCUAACAUCCGCAAAUCAGUGCAGAUUGCCUACCAUAGGGCUCUGCAACACCGCAGCAAGGUCCAGGGCGAGCAGAGCAGCGAGACCAGUGAUAGUGACUGAUACUGCCCAGCACAGCCCAAUCUACGGUGCCCUGCCACCUCUCUCCCCUUUGCUCGCUGUCCUGGAGUGGCACCGGCCUCUGCACUGACUCAUUCCUGGUCUUGGGGCCAGUCUCAGGGGAAGCUGGGUGGGGGAGGUCCCUCCUGCCCUGAGUGCAGCUGGACUGUACAGAACACUCCAAGGGCCCAUGGUAGCUCUGUGCAAAGAGAGGGGAGGUCCCACAGGCCAGAAAGCUCCAGAGACCUCACAGCAUUGCAGUGCAGGGUGGUGGGCCAAGGUUAGGACACUGCAUAAAACAGGCCAUCCCAUCACCUCUGCCUGCUCAUGCCAGGAGAAUCCAUAACUGCCUAGUGGCCUGAGGCCUGUGCAGGUGAUAUGGUGACCGGGCAUCCGCCCUGCCUAACAGUGGGAUUGAUGUCUGUCCAGCCUGGAAGAGGGGCACUAGGUGACCCCCUCCCCUGCUUUUGUAAAUACUGUAAUUAGUGGAGAAUUUAAAUUAUUCUCAUUUGUAACUGCGUUUCCGGUCGCGCCAGAGUCAUUUGGUACUAAAAAGACUGGGGCCUGUCCCCUUUCCCCUCCUUCCCAUAGAUUCCCCCACCUUUCAAACUGGUUUGUAUUUAUUUCAAAAGAAGAAAAUAUAUUGAUUCUUAGAAAAUAAA